CAAUCGCCGCGAGCGGUCGCGAGUCUCGUCGCGCGGCUUACAGCAGUGUGAUCUGUCGCGGCCGUUAAAAUGGCGGUAUCGCUCGCGAACGACGAACGAGCACGUGGUCCAUGGAUCGCCAAGCGUUCGCAGUGCACGCUGGUGAUGCUGGUCGGUCUCGCUAAUUUUUCCACUGGCACAUACCUCGCGUGGCCAGCGAUUGCUUCGCCGAUUUUCGAUCAAAAUGGCUACCCCACGAACAACCAGGGUACAUCCUGGGUCCGUGCGUCAGUGGCCUUGGGCGCCAUAAUUGGUAGCUUGCCAGCAGGAACAAUUGCUGGCAGGAUUAGUCGGAAGAGAAGCAUUCUGAUAAGCAGCCUACUGUUAUCGUCGUGUUGGUUCGUUAUCGGGUUUGCACGGGGCAAACUAUGGUUAUUUCUAGCUCGUUUCGUAGCUGGUUUGUCGUGCGGUGUGUCGUCCAUUUUGAUUCCACUGUACCUGUCUGAAAUAAUGGUGGAUUGCGUUAAAAUAUCUUUGAGGACGAUGUUGCAGCUUGCAACUGCACUUGGGGUUUUGUUCACUUAUUCUGUGGAGUUCACCAACAGUUUGACCACAAUUGUGCUUCUUUGCGCUCUGGCUCCGGGGUUUCUUUCGAUCGCAACUCAAUCGAUACCGGAAUCACCUGUCUGGUUGAUCAGACAGAACCGUCAAACGGCAGCUCAAGAGAUUUUAACACACUACGGAGGAAGACGUCUGUCGGAACAAGAAAUUUCCAGAGAAAGCGUACCGAUUUCUGAACUGUGGAAACAUCGAAAGGCCACAAUCAUUGCACUUGGCAUGAUGAUGUUUCAACAGCUGUCAGGAAUGAACACCCUCAUAUCCUACGCGACGACGAUAUUCCGGUAUAUAAGGUUUCCGUUAAGCCCGACAAGUUGUUCGAUAAUCGUCGGAUUGACGUACGUGAUCGCCACGCUGUCUUCGGAAAGUCUGAUCGAUCGUACGAAGAGGAAACUUCUACUUUUCCUUAGUUUAUCCAUCAUGUCGGUUAGCAUGUUCGUUUUGUCUGGUUACUUCCGGCUACAGAAAACAGAGGAUGUUUCAAAUUUUACUUGGCUGCCAUUUUUAUCUUUCAUAAUCUAUGUGGCCGCAUUUGGCGUUGGAUGUGGACCGAUACCUUGGAUACUGAUCGAAAAGAUUUUCCCUGAAGAUGUGAAAACGACGGCGAUCUCCGCGAGUAUCGUAUGCGAGUGGUUAUCAGCGUUCGUGGCAAUGAAACUUUUCCAGGAUAUGCUAUCUUCCAUGGGUAUCUCUUCCACGUUCGCUGCUUACGGAAUGGUUAGCCUAAUCGGUACCGCAUUUGUCGCCAUAUUGGUACCGGAAACGGAGGGAAGAAGCAUCGAGGAGAUACAAAUCGAAUUGCACAAGGAGCAUGACACUUCAGGAUACUGCAUCUAGAAACUUGAUCGCGUAGAUGGCAAUGGAAAUAAUUGAAAAAUAUUAACAACGAAAGGAAAACUAGUAAACUGUAAUUAGUAAAAUGGAUGAAUUUGUUAUAUAGACUUUGAUUAACGAAUGUAUUCAUUUUGAAUAAUGAAUGCAACAAGACUCUUUUUGGUUGAGUUAUCACGUGUCUAAAUUGGAGGAAAAUGAAAUUAAUUAUUUAAAGGUAGUUAAUGUAAUAGUGUCUGUUUGUUGUGUAUUAUUCUAAAAAAUUAACGGCCAUUCGAGAUUUUGGGGCAUUACUCGAAUAAAACGGGAAACAAUGUAAUUGGAACAUAAGAGAAAUACUCAGGGAAAUAGUUUCUAAAACAGAAAAUAAAAUUGAAUCAAAGCAAAAAUGAAAACAAUAAAUUUGGUAAUGUAAGAAAAUGGUAUAAAUGUCAAAAUAUUAAUCAAACAAAUGAAAGUAGUAGUUAAAGUAAUGUAUUAAGUAAAUUAAGAGACUAGAGCAUCUAGAUUAUAUCUUGUUAGCCAAGUACGAUGAUAUGUAUUGUAUUUCAAGCACGAAAAAACUUUUCGUUGUAAUUGUAGGUGAAAUUCCUGAAGUUUCGAGAUUUCGCUGAAUUAUCGUUGUAGUGUGUACGUUUAUUUCUACCUCGUUGUAAUUGAGUUUCGUAUUCCGAAAUUUAAUUAAACUCGUUCCUUCGAGUUACUAUAGGGAACAGUUGAAAAUGGCUUCUGGAUGCAAUUGUCCGCAUAAAUUUUAGAUGAACGAAUUACAGUAAAGUGCUUCUGAAAUGAUACAACAAGGAAAGAACUGAGACGGAACAACACACUAUUCCUUUUAACGAUUAUUUGUACCUUACUUUCUCAGGAAAAUAAUUUUCGUCCUAUUUUUUAUCACAAUAAUUUCUGUGCACCUCUUCAUACAAACUUGUACUUUUUUAAACUAAUUAACAGAAGAAAUAAUUAUACAAAAAUUUAUUCACUUCUUAAAUAUCUUCAAACGUU
Nomia melanderi (Alkali bee) is the source of this 2430-nucleotide messenger RNA. Its product is annotated as facilitated trehalose transporter Tret1-like. Gene Ontology annotation, molecular function: transmembrane transporter activity. The record is from RefSeq and is a predicted model, not a curated record. Gene Ontology annotation, biological process: transmembrane transport. Gene Ontology annotation, cellular component: membrane. Lineage: Eukaryota; Metazoa; Arthropoda; Insecta; Hymenoptera; Halictidae.